UCUAUGCUGUGAAGACUUUUUGCAUUCCUAUCAUUAUAACUAAAUAAAAUGAGUGACUUUUAUAAAAACUGAUAGUGCAUUCCGUAAAUGAUUUACUGAAUAUAAUAAUUUAUUUUACUGAAUGUGUGUAAUAUUAAGCUAAAAGCUAUGCCUUUGGCAAAUGCCACAGAUCCUUGGCGCAUGCAAAAUGUUGGAGAUGUCUCGCGCGGCAUCGCCUCUCAGGCAGCAAACAGUCUUCCAAUGGUUGUCGAGAAUUCAGAGUCUCGCCAGACCUCUACUACAGAGAGUCUGGAAUCUACAAUAUCAAAUACCAGUGAUCUCAGCUUUGAACGGGAGGUGGAACUUCAAGAUGUUGUUAAAGAAGGGCAUGAAAAAGCAGAUCCAUCACAGUUUGAGUUACUCAAAGUCCUUGGAGAAGGUUCAUUCGGGAAAGUGUUCUUAGUGCGUAAAGUUAGUGGGCCUGAUGCUGGCACUUUGUAUGCUAUGAAGGUACUUAAGAAAGCAACUUUAAAGGUUAGAGAUCGUGAAAGAACAAAGAUGGAAAGAAAUAUUUUAGUAGAAAUGGGACAUCCUUUUAUUGUUAAACUACAUUAUGCAUUUCAAACAGCUGGGAAAUUAUAUUUAAUAUUAGAUUUUUUACGUGGCGGUGACCUAUUUUCGAGACUUAGUAAAGAGGUAAUGUUCACUGAAGAGGAUGUAAAAUUCUAUUUAGCAGAGUUAGCAUUAGCGUUAGAACAUGUGCACAAACUGGGAAUCAUAUACAGGGAUUUAAAGCCAGAGAAUAUUUUAUUAGACGCAGAUGGUCACAUAGCUCUCACAGAUUUUGGUCUGUCCAAACUCCCACCGAGUAGCGACAAGGCUUAUAGUUUUUGUGGCACUGUUGAGUAUAUGGCACCUGAAGUAGUUAACAGAAAGGGGCACACUUUUGCAGCCGAUUGGUGGUCGUUUGGAGUCCUUAUGUUUGAAAUGUUAACAGGAAACCUACCUUUUCAUGGUGCAACCAGGCAUGAAACAAUGACACAAAUACUAAAAGCUAAGCUGGGCAUGCCGGCCAACCUUAGUGAGGAGGCACAAUCUUUAUUGCGUGCAUUGUUUAAGAGAAAUCCACAAAACAGAUUGGGAGCUGGUCCAAAUGGUAUAGAAGACAUUAAGAGCCAUGAGUUCUUUGCAAGUAUAGACUGGGAAGGACUUUUGAAAAAAGAGGUGGUGCCCCCGUUCCGUCCGGCGGUGUCCCGCGCGGACGACGCGUACUACUUCGACUCGGAGUUCACGUGCCGCACGCCGCGUGACUCGCCCGGCGUGCCCGCGUCCGCCAACGCGCACGAACUGUUUCGGGGUUUUAGUUUUGUCGCACCAUGUCUGCUAAAUGAUGAUAAUAACAAAACUGUCACAAAUGCAAACCAAAACCAAAAUCAUGUUGCGCAAGCUAAGACAUCCACUGAGGAGUUUUGGUCUGGGAUUGUCAACAAAAACAAUUUCUUUGAUGAAUACAGAUUAAUGGGCGAGCUAGGUACAGGUUCAUUUUCAGUAGUACGUCUGUGCGAACACAAAACUUCUAGGACACAGUAUGCAGUCAAAAUAAUGGACAAACUACAGUAUGAUCCUAGAGAAGAAAUUGAAAUACUUCUAAGAUACAGCCAGCACCCGCACAUAAUAACCCUGCGCGGGGUGUACGAAGAGGGCGGGCGCAUACUGGCGGUGACGGAACUGUGCCGCGGCGGCGAGCUGCUGGAGCACAUCACGCAGCGCCGCCACCUCAGCGAGCGGGAGGCCGCGCCCAUCCUGCGCAACGUGCUGCACGCCGUGCACUACCUGCACGCGCACACCGUGGUGCACAGAGACAUAAAACCAUCAAACAUCCUCUUCGCUCGAGCGGAAAAGCGACCAGAAGACAUCCGUCUAGUAGAUUUUGGUCUGGCCAAGCAACUGCGGGCUGAAAACGGUUUGCUGAUGACUCCGUGCUAUACAGCCAACUUCGUGGCUCCCGAAGUACUGAAGCGAGCUGGAUAUGAUGCUGCCUGCGACAUAUGGAGUUUGGGUGUAUUGGCCUACAUAAUGCUGUCUGGUAGAACGCCAUUUGCCACAACUGGUGACGACACGCCCGAGGCAAUACUAGCCAGAAUUGAAUCAGGAAAAGUUGAAGUAUCGGGCGGUGCUUGGGCGUCAGUAUCAAGCGAGGCUCGCGCCUGCAUUCGCCGCAUGUUACAACUAGAACCGGCUUUACGUCCACGAGCUUCGGAGUUAUUACAUGAGGCGUGGCUAUGUAAACCACCAAGUGAUAGUGGACCUGCUAAUGUAGCACAAACUGCGGCUGAUACCCCGCCUGCUGCUGAUUUGAGACGAGCUGUGGAUUUGACGUUCCAGGCGAUGACGUCAGCACCGCUAGCUCCCCAUGUGUUGGGUCCCGUGAGCCAGUCCACGCUCGCACAGAGACGCAUAAAACCACAGCGCAGAUUCUCGCCUACACGACUGUAAAAAAAAAGAAAAAAGUGGAAAUAAACUU
Messenger RNA from Colias croceus (clouded yellow), 2503 nucleotides. RefSeq names its product ribosomal protein S6 kinase 2 beta (gene S6kII). The record is from RefSeq and is a predicted model, not a curated record. Gene Ontology annotation, biological process: intracellular signal transduction; protein phosphorylation. Lineage: Eukaryota; Metazoa; Arthropoda; Insecta; Lepidoptera; Pieridae. The transcript has 14 exons. Gene Ontology annotation, molecular function: ribosomal protein S6 kinase activity; ATP binding; magnesium ion binding. Bases 148 to 2475 code for a protein of 775 amino acids.